AUGAGCGGGGCCGAGUGGCCCGAGCCGCCGCAGCCAGGCCGAGGCCGGGGCCGGGGCCGGGGCCGCCUCCCGCUCCCCGGGCCGGGCCUCGGCCUGCGGGCCCCGGGGCUGCCCCCGCCGUCGCCGCCGCCGCCGCCGCCGCUGCUCCUGCUGCCGCCGCUGCUGCUGCUGCUGCUGCUGCCCGAGCCGGGGGCCGGGGCCCCCGCAGGCGCUGCCGCCGAGCGGUUCCCGCUCCCGCUGCCCCCGGCCGUGGGGCCCAGCGUGAGCCUCUACUUGAGCGAGGAGGAGGUGCACAAACUGCUCGGUAUUGAUGCAGAACUUUAUUAUGUGAGAAAUGAUCUUAUUAAUCACUACGCACUAUCCUUUAACCUGCUAGUACCCAGUGACACCAAUUACCUUCACUUCACAUGGUAUGCUAAAUCCAAGGUUGAAUAUAAACUGGGAUUCCAGAUAGACAAUCCUGUGGCUAUGGACAUGCCCCAGGUCAACAUUUCCAUUCAAGGGGAAGUCCCACGCACUUUAUCAGUAUUUCGCGUUGAACUUUCCUGCACUGGAAAAGUAGAUUCUGAGAUAAUGGUACUAAUGCAACUGAACCUGACAAUAAAUUCUUCAAAAAAUUUCACAGUCUUAAAUUUCAAACGAAGGAAAAUGUGCUAUAAAAAGCUUGAAGAAAUCAAAACUCCAACUUCUGACAAAAAUGGCAACAGAACUAUUUAUGAUCCUGUAAAUGCAGCUCCUACCACUUCUACUCGUGUGUUUUAUAUCAGUGUAGGGGUUUGCUGUGCAGUAAUAUUUCUGGUAGCAAUAAUAUUAGCUGUUUUGCACCUCCAUAGUAUGAAAAGAAUUGAGCUGGAUGACAGCAUCAGUGACAGCAGUAGUUCACAAGGUUUAUCUCAGCCAUCUACGCAGACAACUCAGUACCUGAGAGCUGAUACUCCUAACAAUGCAACACCUGUUACCAGCUCCUCAGGUUAUCCUACAUUACGGAUAGAGAAGAAUGACCUAAAAAGUGUCACUCUUAUGGAGGCCAAAGCAAAGGUCAAAGAUAUAGCAAUUUCCAGGGAGAGAAUAACACUAAAAGAUGUUCUCCAAGAAGGAACCUUUGGGCGUAUUUUCCAUGGAAUUUUAAUAGACGAUAAAGAUCCCAACAAAGAAAAACAAGCGUUCGUGAAAACUGUUAAAGACCAAGCUUCUGAAAUUCAAGUGACAAUGAUGCUCACUGAAAGCUGUAAGCUCCGAGGUCUUCACCACAGAAAUCUGCUUCCUAUCACUCAUGUUUGUAUAGAAGAAGGAGAAAAACCUAUGGUGUUAUUGCCAUAUAUGAACUGGGGAAACCUUAAAUUGUUCUUACGACAGUGCAAAUUAGUAGAGGCCAACAAUCCUCAGGCAAUUUCUCAGCAAGACUUAGUACAUAUGGCUAUUCAGAUUGCCUGUGGAAUGAGCUAUUUGGCAAGAAGAGAGGUCAUUCACAAAGAUCUGGCUGCUAGAAACUGUGUCAUUGAUGAUACUCUUCAGGUAAAGAUCACUGACAAUGCCUUAUCUAGAGACUUAUUCCCCAUGGAUUAUCACUGUCUAGGGGACAAUGAAAAUAGACCAGUUCGAUGGAUGGCUCUUGAAAGUCUGGUUAAUAAUGAGUUCUCCAGUGCUAGUGAUGUGUGGGCAUUUGGAGUAACACUAUGGGAACUAAUGACUCUGGGCCAGACCCCUUAUGUGGAUAUUGACCCCUUUGAGAUGGCUGCUUAUCUAAAAGAUGGCUACCGAAUAGCUCAACCAAUCAACUGCCCUGAUGAAUUAUUUGCUGUGAUGGCCUGUUGCUGGGCUCUAGACCCUGAGGAAAGACCCAAAUUCCAGCAGCUUGUGCAGUGCCUCACUGAAUUUCAUGCAGCUCUUGGAGCCUAUGUUUGAAUCCUCUGGCAUAAAUUCCACAGUGGAGCACCAGUGAUUCACUUUGGACUCAGUUAUUAACACUACAUGUAUAAGCAACGCCAAUGGAAGAAGAUACUUCUUCUAAAACACUGUGCCUUAGAAUGCUUUAGUAGCCUGAAGGUUUUUUAAACAGACAUCUUGAUAAUGUUGAGUAUUUUCUAGAUAUCACUUUUUUCUAAGUUGAACUGAGAGAAUUUUUCCAAAAAUUUUUUAUAAAAAUAGAACUGCAAUGGACUUGAGGUGUAGGAUGGAUGGAUGAGCAUUCUUUAAAAAAGAAAAAAAAAACACCUAAAACCCAUGUUUUUAAAAAAGUUUAAACUCAAAUGUUUGGAAUAGCUAUUUUCAUAUUGUUUUUAUUUUGACUUCAUCAGAAUAAUAGUAAAUGAUUCAAUGUAAUUUUUAAAUUGUAUUUCCAUCAAUAACUUUGACAACACUUCUUCAAGAUGAAAUAUUUCUGUUCAGAAAAAAAGGAGUAAUUUAAAAGUAAUGCAUUCUUGUUUACCUUGCUUAUACUUGGUAAAGUAAAAUUGAAGAUAGGUAAACAGAAAAGCUUGAACUGAAUUUCUUUAAAAUAUUUUAAUGCCUUCAGAUAGGCACAAGAGAAGCCCUUGCGUGGAAAAUUUUCAUCCUGAAUUUCUGUGUGGCUAAUCUUUCUAUUGAAAGAUGUCUUUCUUUUUUUUUAAUUUCAAUUUUUUUUUUCAGAGCAGGAGCUAAGGUAAUUAUUGCUUGAAAUGGGCUUAAAUCAGCUUUGUAGAUGGCCAUGUGCCUGGGACCAGUAAUUAUUUCUGUCAGGCCAGUAGUAAACAAUGUUGAUUUUAUUUAUUUUGCUAUCUGAAUACUGCAGAUAGUAAGGUCCGUAAAAGCUAAUCACAUUUCCACAUCUGGUAAACUCUCCUAUGGCACCUGGUAUAGUGCUGUGCACAGAGUUGGUGCUCAAAUAAUUGUGGGCAACAUUGUAGGCUGGUAAAUUUCAUGUUCAUCUUCAAGGCUGGGUUAAGUAUAUAAUUUUGUUUCUUGAAACACUUGAAAAAUUAAAGAAUUUGUUUUAUAGUGUAAUAUUAUCGAAACUCUCAUCAUGGUGAACGUGGUCUAUAUUUCCCCAUCUUUUAUUACUAUGCUUGACCCCAGUUUUAGAGGUAUUUGGACAUUAAAAAGUUAGAAAAAUACUUCACUGUGGUUACUCCUUCCACCAAUGCAGAUUUCAACCCUUCCAUAAAUUAGUAGAUGAUUUCAAAAGUUGCUGUGACCAAAGUUUAGAAAUACAUUUGUUUUAUUCUAUAUGAAUGUUAAAUCUAGAACCCAAAGCCUCAAUAAAUCCUGAAGAAAUCUGUCUUUCAACACUACUAAAUCACUUCUAAUCAAAAAAUUAUUCAUACCCUUUACCAGUUUACUUAUUGUUAUGAGCUGAUACACAUCUAGACAUUUCCUAGCUAAAUAAUUAAGGGAUGUGUACACAUAUGUGGUCAUUUGAUUGGCCUAAGCACAUAAUGAAUGUGACUGGCUGUGCAUUCAUUAAUUUCAUUGUCAUUUUUGUCUUUUAAAAAACAAGUACGUCAUACACAAACUGGUGUUUUCAUUACCCCACCCCGCUUCAGUUAUCAGUUUCUAAACAUUUCCUUAUAUGUAGUUGAAGGCAGCUGUCAUAUUGAUCUAUGUAUACUAAAUAGGGAGAGGUAGAGACAGCCAGAUGAUUUGUAUGCCAUGGCUUGACGAUUCUUAAAGGGACAUGUCCUUUAAAAAAGUGUCUAUGGUUAUAGACCACAUCCCUAACCUGGUCCAAUCAUAUGGCAAAUGCUUGCUCAGUAUGACAAAGGGAGUCAGGUGUAAGAAUGUGGAAAGAUUGUCACCAGACCCAGGACCACAUCUGGAUCAGCAGCUUAAUAACAUAUCUUAUUGUUAAUGAUUCCAUUAAGAUCAUCUUUAUAUACAAAGCACAUUUAUGAGUAAAGCAUGCAAGCCCCUGAAUGGUUAAUUUUGUUCAUCUCUGUUCUUAAACAAUUGAUAAAUUAUGCUCUUAUUCUAAUUAAAAUUUUCGUACUUGGCCACACCAUGUUUUCUUUGUAGGCAUGGUCUGGUCUAAGUCUAGUAUCCCAUUCAGGAUAUGAUUAAAUCAUGAAUAAGAAACAAUGCAUUCAGCAGCCCUGUGAAGGCAAAGUAGUCCAGAAGUGUUCUGCAAGCUACUAGAUCAGAUUGGGUCUUAUCCUUAAUUUUUGAUUUUAAGGAAUUUUAUUUUAAAUCACAAGUUAAAUGCUAUUAUAAUACAAUACAUGAGACAUCUGUUUUCCAUUAUGUGGCUAGAAAUCAUAUUUUCAGUUUAUAGGAGCUUCAGAGAAAACAGUUGACACAUAGUUAUUCAACAACUAAAUUUAACAAAUAUUAAAUGUUUUCUAUGCAAAGCAUUACGUCCACUCUGGGAGAUAACUAUAUAAAAAAUAUGCCACGUUCCCUUGAAGUAGGGAUAGGAUACUAAGAUAAAAUAUAGCAAAGUUCUAGCCUUCAUUACAGUGUAAUUGGGAGAAUGAGAUUUGUUUAAGGCAGACUGUGAAAAAUGCAAGGGAAAGGUCCAAAAAGCAUUAUAGGAAGUUUGAGGGACAAAGCACCUCCUCCCAGAGACAUCAGGAAAGGUUUUGUGUAGAAGGCAGCAGCUGAGUUGGCUGUUGAAGCCAGGGAGGGAUUUCAUCUAUGAGAGGUUGGGAGGUGGGGAUAACAAUUCUAUUGUGAGUCAACUAAUGAAAUGUUCUGAACCAGUGGGGACAUGACCUGUGCAUAUAUAACUUUACUCAACUUUUUGUCUUCAA
Vombatus ursinus (common wombat) is the source of this 4724-nucleotide messenger RNA. It is a transcript of the gene RYK, whose product is annotated as receptor-like tyrosine kinase. The coding region runs from base 1 to 1905 and encodes 634 amino acids. Gene Ontology annotation, cellular component: signaling receptor complex. Gene Ontology annotation, biological process: axonogenesis; multicellular organism development; cell surface receptor protein tyrosine kinase signaling pathway. NCBI's taxonomy places the organism in Eukaryota, Metazoa, Chordata, Mammalia, Diprotodontia, Vombatidae. The transcript has 15 exons. The record is from RefSeq and is a predicted model, not a curated record. Gene Ontology annotation, molecular function: protein kinase activity; ATP binding.